Synchytrium microbalum is the source of this 2871-nucleotide messenger RNA. RefSeq lists its product as uncharacterized. The record is from RefSeq and is a predicted model, not a curated record. Bases 1 to 2871 code for a protein of 956 amino acids. The transcript has 12 exons. Gene Ontology annotation, molecular function: RNA binding; protein binding. NCBI's taxonomy places the organism in Eukaryota, Fungi, Chytridiomycota, Chytridiomycetes, Synchytriales, Synchytriaceae.
AUGGCAGCGCUAGUUCAGCUUCCCUCCAGACCCAACUUUGGGUUAAAUGGACGACACAUUUAUUUAAAAGCUAAUUUCUUUGCCGUCACAUCGCUGCCUGGACAAACUCUGCACCACUACGAUUGUUUGAUUCUGCCCGAAGUACCCCCGGCCAAGAACCGUGCCAUAUAUCAACUAUGGGAAGAAGAAUUCUUGCUGGCUGCUGCAUUCGCAAGUGUAUCAUUGUCUGCUGAUGGAACCCCGUCGUAUGAUGCCAUCCCAAACUUGGGUCCUUUUCCAAGAACUGUAUAUGAUGGUAGACGGAAUGUCUAUUCGGUUCGUGCUCUACCGCUUGGAGGAGAUACGGCUGUAUUCUAUGUAGAUUAUGCAGAGACGGAUGAUCCUACUGGCAAAAGGAGGGGCGUCAAGAGAUUCAAGCUCAUGUUUAAACGUGUGACAGAAAUCAAUAUGCAACGUCUAGGUCUCUUUCUGGAUGGAAGAAUCACGGAUGCUCCAUACGAUGCAAUCAUGGCUCUUGAUGUGAUCUUCCGACAUCGCCCGUCACUGACGUUCACCACUAUUGGUCGAUGUUUCUACACUGCCGACUCAGCUGCCCCCAUAUCAGGUGGAGCUCAGUUAUGGCAAGGAUUUCAUCAGAGCGUCAGACCAACUCAGGGAGGAAUGCUCGUGAAUCUAGAUGUUAGUGCCACGGCCUUCCAUCAACCUGGUCCCGUAGUAGACCUCAUAGCGCAGAUAUUAGGUAGAAAUCAUGUAGCUGAAUUGAGAUAUACAUUGACAGAGAGAGAUAGAGGCAAAGUAGAGAAGGCUCUGAAGGGGCUUAAGAUAUAUGUGACGCAUAGAGGACUCAUGAAGCGUCGUUUCCGCAUAACCAGACUCACUACUACAGCAGCCAAUCGUACAAUGUUUGCAUUUGGUGAUAAAGGCGAGGAGGAAUCUGUCUCGAAUUACUUUGCUCAAAAGUAUGGACAUCCUCUGCAGUUUGGAAACUUGCCUUGUUUAGUAGUAGGUGAUCCAGCUCGCCACGUAUACUUGCCCAUGGAGGUUUGUGAGAUUGUUCCUGGUCAGCGGCAUUUGAGAAAGUUGAAUGAACGACAAACUGCCGAAAUGAUAAAGUUUACUUGCCAACCACCACAAACUAGAUCGACAAAAAUAGGGGCUGGUAUACAAAUACUACAGCAACGUGAUAUCGAAUACCUACGAGAAUUCCAUGUAGAUGUAAGCCAAGAGAUGGUGACCAUACCCGCAAGAAUACUAUCACCACCCUCAAUAUCAUAUCAUCCUGCUUCCCGGGAACCCGUCAUCACUCCUCGGGAAGGAUCGUGGAAUCUACGCGACAAAAUGGUGGCUCAAGGUGUAACCUUGAGAUCCUGGUCGGUAGUUGCAUUUGGAUCUGAAGCAGACUAUCCAGUCUCUGCCGUUCAGAAGUUUAUAACAUUGUUAGUACAAACCUGUGAAGAAUGUGGAUUAUAUGUAGCCUCACAACAACCACCCAUAUCGUAUACCCCUCCGUAUGCCCAAGUAGAAAAAGCACUCAUUGAUGCCUAUAUGGUAGCCGGAAACUCAUUCCUGGAAAGACCUCAACUCAUCUUGUGUAUAUUGCCAAAUACCAGUGUCCCAUUAUAUGCCGAAAUUAAAAGAGUUUCUGAUACUGUUAUCGGUAUUGCUACUCAAUGUGUACUCGCCAAACAUGUCUUUGCUGCAAAAAGGCAAUAUUGUGCGAAUGUGUGCCUUAAAAUCAAUGUCAAGUUGGGUGGCAUGAACUCGUAUCUCAGCAAUGCCCAAUUGCCGUUUGUAAGCGAACGACCCACCAUCAUUUUCGGAGCUGAUGUUACGCAUCCGGCACCUGGCUCCACUUCAAAUCAGUCAAUUGCAGCAUUGGUUGGUUCGAUGGAUGCUCAAUGCUCACGUUACGCUGCUGCUAUUCGGGUGCAACGUGGCCGACAAGAAGUCAUUCAAGACCUCAGUGGAAUGGUAGUUGAAUUGCUCAAGACAUUUUAUCAAACAUGCGGAUCCAAACCAGAUCGAGUCAUCAUGUAUCGUGAUGGUGUUUCUGAGGGUCAGUUCUCAGAAGUUUUACGAAAUGAAGUUGAAGCCAUUCAAAGGGCCUGUAUAAUCUUGGAGCCCUCAUAUCGACCUCUUAUAACCUUUGUUGCUGUGCAAAAACGACAUCAUGCUCGCUUUUUCCCCAUUCAGCGGGAAGAUGCUGAUAGAUCUGGAAAUAUACUGCCUGGAACCAUCAUUGAAAGUGGCGUCACACACCCCUCUGAAUUCGAUUUUUAUUUGUGCUCUCAUCCUGGAUUACAAGGAACCUCAAAGCCUACUCAUUAUCACGUCCUCUAUGAUGAAAACAAAUUUGACGCUGAUGGAUUGCAAGAACUGACAUACCGUCUGUGUUACUUAUACUGUCGAGCUACUCGCAGUGUCUCUGUCUGUCCCCCAGCAUAUUAUGCACACACAGUAGCAGCUCGAGCCCGUUUCCAUGCAUCACAGGAACCACCACUCUCUGACUCUGAGGCACCAUCGCCUUUGGGACUUGGAGUGAGCAAUAUGUCGAUGCCUUCCAAACUGUCUGGAUAUAUUACACCUCGACCAAUGUCUAGUUCACCUGUACCCGGUGGAAUGGUAGGAAGUGGUUAUGAGACUCCACGAUAUGGUGGUAGCUCUGCCGCAUCUUCUGUCAUGGGAACUCCUACUAUCGGGCAGAUGGCUGGUAUGAGAGGAGGUGUCAGCAGUCUUCCUUCGUAUUUGCGAGAUGGAGGCCGUGGUGAUGGUAGACAUGUGGUUUACGGUGUAGUAAAGUCAGAGCUCGCAGGAACCAUUGAUUCUGAUGGUCCUGAUGUGCCUGCUCUUGGAAGAUGGUGGAACCAAUAA